Molecule: messenger RNA, 2537 nt
Organism: Telopea speciosissima
Lineage: Eukaryota; Viridiplantae; Streptophyta; Magnoliopsida; Proteales; Proteaceae
Product: myb family transcription factor PHL6
Exons: 8
Coding region: 968-2428 (486 amino acids)
Molecular function (GO): DNA-binding transcription factor activity; DNA binding
Source: RefSeq, a predicted model, not a curated record
UAAAUAAAGUAAAAUUUAUAGCAAAAUUUAGAAUGAUUUGGAGUUAAUUGCACAAUCAUGUUAGGUAGUGAUUGCCGAAGUUUUCAUUAUAUUUUUGAUUUAAUAUUACUUUCCUUCCCUUUUUCUUUGCAACCAGAUGGAGCCAAAUAUAAAUUAGAAAAAAAAGCAUAUACGAAGAGUUCAAAAUGUACUGAUUCACCCAUUUGACACGUAAUCACUGCUUCGUAUUCUACUAUGUUGUUGGUGUCAUUGUAUAUGUGGUGUUAACUGUCUUCAUCUUUUUGAUUGUUUGUGGAGCUGGUAAGUAGGGGCUUCAUCCUUGGUCUGUUGAAAUUCAUCCUUGAUUGCUGAUGAAUCAAGUGUGUUCCAAAUAAUGGUGACUAACUGCUAAUUGUAGUUGUGCCUAUGAGCCCUGUAUUGCACAUCUCCUUUUUCAGGAACCAAUUAUGACAUAUCAAAGUGAGGAUGGCAACGACUUCAUGAGUUACAUUAUAGUGUUUAGUUGCAUAGCAAUCUACCUCAUAUUUUGGAGGUUAUGGUGAUUUUAUUACCAAAAGCUCACAAUACCGUUUUUAAUCUUUGUUUUCCUCACUUCCUGUUGGAGGCUGGCUGAAUGAAUUCAAGUUUAAGCUCUGUUACAGUUCAAUAAUGUCCCUUACUAACUGUUUCUAUUUAAUUUAAAAUUAAUGGUUUUCAUGAACAAUUUCUUGCCUGCUCAUAAACUGGGUUUUUUCUUUGCAUUAUAUGUUCGUUUUGUUGGUUUUGCUAGACAUGACAACAUGGGUCACUGGACUGAGGGACUUUUUUUUUUUUUUCUGCUUUUUCUUAGUGCAGGUCAUGUGUUUGCAAGGGUUUUCUGCCUAUACUUCUGGUGGCAAUCUAAUGAUGGGUUUACCUAGAUGUAACUAAAACUUUUGUUCUUUAUGCUUCUGGUGAGUGGAUAAACAUUUGGACUCAACUAAAGACCAUGAACCGUCCAAGCAUGAUUACAAUUAAACAGAGUGAGUCUCCUAAGAGAGUGACCCAUAACUAUUCCCAAAUUCAUAAUAUAUUCAAUGCUGAAUCUAAAGGACAACAUCUAUUGGAUGAUGAUAGUUCAUCUGGGUGUUCGCCCCUUUACAUACAAACAGAAUCACUCAAUUCCCCUAGUCUCAAGAGAGCAUCCCCGUAUCUACGACAGCAGUUAAGCCCAAACCCUGAAUUAAAUGGCCCUGUCUCUCCUGGUUCUCACCUCCAACAUCCCAAAAACAUGUUUUCUCGGUCUUCUGCUUUCUGUACCAGUUUAUACUUAUCUUCUUCAAUAAGCUCUGAAACCAGUCGACAGCUUGGCAACCUACCCUUUCUACCUCACCCCCCAACUUGCAACCAACCCAUUGCUGCUGUUCAUUCAUCAAAAUCCCCAUUGCUCUUGAGUGGGGAUUUUAGCAACCAAGGUGAUGAAGAUAGCUCGGAGUAUCUGAUGAAGGACUUUCUUAAUUUUCCGGGAGAGUCUUCAGAUGGUGGCUUUCAUGGUGAGAAUUAUGCAAAUGAGAGUUUAACAUUUACAGAGCAGUUGGAACUACAGAUGUUGUCUGAAGAGCUCGACAUAGCUAUCACAGGCAAUGUGAAAAAUCCCAGGCUUGAUGAAAUAUAUGAGGCACCACAAGUUUCAUCAAUCCCAACAACUGGAAUGAAAUGCAACCAGGAUCUUGAACCUUUGAUUCCAGAUGGUCAGAUCCAUCAAAGUCAUCCAACUCCUGUAGCUGCCACUGCACACAAGCCAAGAAUGAGGUGGACACCUGAGCUUCAUGAACGUUUUAUUGAAGCUGUGAACAAGCUUGAUGGGGCUGAAAAGGCAACCCCAAAGGGUAUAUUGAAGAUUAUGAAAGUUGAGGGUUUGACCAUCUACCAUGUCAAAAGCCAUCUGCAGAAAUACAGACUGGCAAAGUAUAUGCCAGAGACAAAAGAAGGCAAGAAAGCUUCUUCCUCUGAAGAAAAGAAGACAACUUCAACUGAAUGUGAUGCACGUGUGAAAAGGAGCUUGCAAGUCACAGAAGCUCUACGCAUGCAAAUGGAAGUUCAAAAACAGCUUCAUGAACAGCUUGAGGUACAAAGGACUCUUCAAUUACGUAUAGAGGAGCAUGCAAGGUAUUUGCAGAAGAUUUUAGAAGAACAAAAGAAAGCUGGGGGUACCUUAAUUGCUGCUUGUGAGCUGCCAAGCCUGCCAUCAUUGACUAGUCCACAAUCAGAAUCUGAACCAAAGCCCAAGUCUUCAUCUACUUGUGCCUCACCACAACCAGAAUCUAAAAUUGACUCAACUCUAACAGCAAAGCAUAAAGCUACAGAUUGUACUCAAUCUGAGCAGCCAACUUGUCAGAAACGAGUUCAUUGUGAAGCCAAGAUGGAAAUAGCAUCUGGUGAGACUCUGGUUGAGAAUCCUGGACAAUGAACCUUCAGACCGUGCUUGAAAAAUUUGUUUGAGAAAUCCCUUUCCCUCUUUGUACAUACCAUGUAAAAACAGAAAGUUGGAAAACAAAAGAGAAGUGUUGAAGUGGAAA